UAAUCAUUAUUCAUCAAGGAAAACCAAAUAAACGUAAGCAUGACAGUUUACGUCACAGUCCAAUAGGCCCGUCCUCAGAAGUAACAAAAGCUUAGUUUGAUCAUUAGUUUAAUCUCUGAGCUUAUAAUCACAUAACAAGGUUUUAAAAUGAGAAGAAGCUGGAUUCUUUGUACAUGUGUCUAUAUUUCAACCCUAGCAACAAGUCACAGUCAAUUACCAUUUGAAAUUACAACAGAAGACCUAGGGAAUGCAGAGGCUGAUUUUAUUGACUUUUUUCUGAGUAACCCUGACAUGUUAUUUAAUGCCUUGGAUGUUGGAAAUGAGACAACAACUGUGACACCAACAACAAAUAAACCAGCACCUGAAGAAACCUCCAGUCCAGCAAUUACAGUGGACUCAGGUACAGAACAGUUCCAAAACAAAACAGACCAAACAGACCAUGGAACAGAACAUACAAGUGGAAACAGAGACCUAGAUCAUGGACUAGUUGUAGAGAAUGGCAUGGUACGUGAUCCAGUAUCUGGUGCUAUCACUCAUGUUCUUGAUAUUCAUGAUGGAGAACUUUUAGAGGUUAUCCAGAGUGAAAUAACUGGUGGGCAUAUAAUUGAUCCCCACACUGGAGAACUGAUUCUCCUCUCAGAACUGCCAACCCUGACACAAACAACACUAGCACCUGCUCCCCAGACUACCACAGUGACCAUACUAUCUGUUGAUACUACCACAGAAAAUCACAAUACUGAUCCAUCAGGAAACAACCAUCAAGAUCAGACUGGUCAAAAUGAAGGUAAUUCACAGAAUAAAGUCAUUAAUGGAGUUAUUCGAGACCCAGACACAAAUGAGAUUACACAUAUAGUAGAUCCCCACACUGGUGAACAUCUGGAAGUUAUACAGAGUCCAAUAUUUGGGGCUCAUGUUUUUGACUCUCACACAGGAGAACUGAUUAUUGCUGAGGACCAUGCUCUUGAACAUGGUACAGUGGAUGUUCAGUCUCUUACCUCUGGUACUAGUUCACAGCCAAUUACCCAGCCUCCAGCUCAGGACACAACAACGGUUACAACAACAACAACAGAAGCUGUCACAUCAACAACAACAAAAGCUGAAACACAGGAAGUAGUAACUACAACAAAAUCGGUACCAACUGAAACAAUACCACCUACAACACCUACAAUCACAAGCAGAGGUACCACAGAGGGUACAACAACAAUAACAGAGACUGUACCAACAAAAACUACUUCCAAACCCACAACAACAAUGACAAUUACAACAGAGGCCAUAGGCACAGCAAAAUCAGUAGACAUUUUGGAUAGGAUAACAACACUUUCAAAUGAAGAAAUCUCUACAACAACUCAAACACCAGUGGAGAUUUCUACAAAUAUUGCAGAACAAGUUACCACUCAAACAACACCAAAUGUCAAUAAAAAUCUAGCAAUUGGCCAUAUUUAUGAGAAUCAGUAUGUUGUGCCAUCUUCCAACAAGACUUCAACAACAAAACCAAACAAAACACAAAGAAGGAAAUUUGGGACAAAGAAGGGAAUAUAUUCAGUUUUGGAAAAAUACAGAUCGGAGUACUUAAAGAAUAGAAAGAAUCGACAAAGUAAAUAUGGGGAAGACCUCAAAGCUCCCAACAUUAAUAAGGUACUGAAGUGGAUUGAGAAAAGAAAAGAUCAGUUCAAAAAAGUUUUACAAGACAAAAAGGAAAUUGAGGAAGUAAAGAAAAUUAAUCCAAAGGAAAGAUUUCAUGUAGUAGAUUUAGAAAACUAUUUUCCCAGUCUUCAAAGAAAUAAAUUUGGAGGAUUAGAAGCAAGAAAGAAGUGGAGAGCCAGGGCAACACCAGCUCCAAUUUCAGUGUCAGCGAAGGGAAACAGUGAAAAUAGGAAUACACAAAACUUAGUGUCCAUAUCUAACAAUGGAAACAAAAACGUGUGGGAAAAUGCUGCAACAUUUCGAAAUCCACAUAGCAAAAAGGGCAGAGGUAGAAUAAGCAGUUUCCAGCAAAAUCCAGACAGGACUAGUGCAUUCUGGCAACAAAUGUCAACAAAACUAAACCCAAAACAAUUCAGAGUUAACGACAAGAUACAAAAGGUCCCUACCACAAGGGCUCCAAUCAUAAAAGAUUCCACUACUCCAAAGACUAUUGAGAUAACAACAGAAAGUAUGACAGUUAGACGAAAAAAUAGGAGAAAAUUCGCAAAUAAAUGGAGAAAGACUUUUAGUAGACAACAAAAUAAACAAAAACCUGAGGAAAAUCACGAAAGUACACAAAAUACUGGUAGUAUGGGAAACUACUGGAAAAGUUUAAAAGAAAAAGUAUAUAAAAACACAGCUGAUAUAGACAAACAAACUUCAGAGUCCUAUGUUGCAGACCUUGCUAGGAAAAUAAACAAUAAAAGAAUUGCAAGAGACCCAGAAAAUAUUAAAAAGAGGAAAAAGAAGUGGCAAAAGUCAUAUUUAGCUGAGCAAAAUGGCAAUUGAUAUUUAGAAUACUAGUACUAUUAAAUUAUUGUCUUCUUCUCACUAGUUCAAAGCUUUAUUAUCCUGUGUGCAUGGUACAAUAAACAUGAUAAAAAUUUCAACUGCUUUGC
This is a messenger RNA of Saccostrea cuccullata (small rock oyster), 2582 nucleotides long. RefSeq names its product mucin-3B-like. The record is from RefSeq and is a predicted model, not a curated record. Bases 148 to 2472 code for a protein of 774 amino acids. The transcript is spliced from 3 exons. NCBI's taxonomy places the organism in Eukaryota, Metazoa, Mollusca, Bivalvia, Ostreida, Ostreidae.